GACGUAAUCAAGACGGAAGAGCUUAUUGACUAUUUACAGAGGCUGGAAUAUUUGGAUUUCAUAGAGGCGGAUUUCGAUCUCAGAAAAUCCGAAGCUUUUCGUCGUACAAAACUCUGGAUGAGUAAAGUCAAUGGAGAGGAUAUUACGUAUAUCAAGCAAUUCAAUCCAGUUUUUGAGGAAAUUGAUGAUGAUAAAGCGCUUGAGCAAUGUAUGAACGAAAUUACGUUAAGACUUACGAAUCUGGAAACAAUGCAGGAUAGUACCAAUGAAGCCACGCGUUGUAUAUUUAUUACAUCGAUACUAAAUGCUUCUCUUCUCUGGCUAUCGUUCGACGGCUUACCAAUAAAGAAAAAAUCUAUAUAG
Paraglomus occultum is the source of this 363-nucleotide messenger RNA. The record is from the annotation of a GenBank genome assembly. NCBI's taxonomy places the organism in Eukaryota, Fungi, Glomeromycota, Glomeromycetes, Paraglomerales, Paraglomeraceae.